Messenger RNA from Penicillium macrosclerotiorum, 843 nucleotides. RefSeq lists its product as uncharacterized. The transcript is spliced from 2 exons. NCBI's taxonomy places the organism in Eukaryota, Fungi, Ascomycota, Eurotiomycetes, Eurotiales, Aspergillaceae. Gene Ontology annotation, cellular component: cytoplasm; nucleus. The coding region runs from base 1 to 843 and encodes 280 amino acids. The record is from RefSeq and is a predicted model, not a curated record.
AUGCGGAUUCUUUGUCUUCACGGUCAUGGUACAAGCCCGGAUGUUAUGAAAUACCAAAUGUCUGCUUUGGCAAGGGCAGCAGACGCUAGUUGGGAGUUCCACUACUUGGGUGGUGAAGAGGCCUGCUUACCAGCACCCGAUAUUGGUGGUUAUUUCCCUGAGCCGUACUUCUGCUACUCUCGCAAUUUUGAUCAAGAAAGCGAAGAUGCAGCACAUGCUCUCUUGGAGGAGACAAUUUCUCAAAAAGGUCCUUUUGAUGGCGCUUUUGGUUUCAGCCAAGGGGCAUCUAUUCUCGUCUCCUAUCUGAUUGAGCAGAAGAUGGCGUAUCCAAACAACAUUCUUCCUUUUCAAUUUGUCAUUCUCUGCUCCGUUACAGUACCUUUGGCUUCUAGUUUGGAAUAUCACCAACUUUUGCUUGGCUCUCUCACUGCUCAAGAUGAGGCACGCAUUCGGUCCUGUCGAGACGAAGAAAUCGCCCAGCUUCCUAUUGAAACGCGUACUGUUAUAGCCUUCCUUGUAUCUGUUCUGGACGCCACUGAAACAAUCACACAUGAGUCGCGCAGCUAUUUUUUGGAUCGGCCACUGUCCAAAAUCCCAUCCAUGCUGCACCCAGACAUAUGUGAUAUUCGUCUUGAACUCCCCGUACUUCAUGUACGUGGGAAGACAGAGCUCCCUGCCAUACGGGACAGUGGUUUCCUGGUGGAGAGAUUUUUUAAGUCCGGGAAGCAACGGGUAUUUGAGCAUACAGCAGGGCAUGAUGUUCCGAGAUCAGGACCAGAGGCACGCCGGAUGUUGUCUGCUAUGGAGUGGGUAAUAGCGCAAAGUCAACUACCCACUUAUUAA